GCUUUGAGAUCCUCUGGCGUUGAGGGGAUCGCUGUGAACUCCGGUUUCUCCUACCUGGCAGCGCCUCUUCCUCUGGACCCUCGCUGGUUGAUACUGCUCAAUAUGAGACGGUCUGCAGCACCAAGUCAGUUGCAAGGGAAUCCUUUAAAAAAACCAAGAUUUAUACCACCAGCAAGAAGUGAUCCAGGUCUGAAUGAAGAGGUUCCUGCAAAUAAGAAUGCAUUUCUCCAGUCACAAAAUGAUCCCAGAAUAUGCAGUUUUAAUCUGCCUCCUGAAGAAAGCGCUAGAGGAAUUAAUCGUGAGGAUAAUUACAGGGAAAAAUAUCAUUUGGAAGCUUCUGCAAAGACAACAUUAGAUCUACAUCAUACAGCUCAUUCAGCCCCUAAAGAAAUAAUAGUGUGUAAUGGACAAGAAGAGGAACCUGAUAGCCCAGUUAAAUAUUUCAGUGUUGUUUGGUGUAAGGCUUCAAAGAAAAAACACAAAAAGUGGGAAGGUGAUGCUGUUCUUAUUAUAAAAGGAAAGUCAUUUGCAUUAAAGGAUUUGGAAGGCAAAGACAUUGGAAGAGGCAUUGGAUAUAAAUUUAAAGAACUUGAAAAGAUUGAAGAGGGUCAAACAAUGAUGAUUGGUGGAAAAGAAAUAGAAGUCAUGGGUGUAAUCUCUCCAGAUGAUUUCAGCAGUGGCAGAUGUUUUCAGCUUGGACUUUCUGGGGCCUUAAAUUCUUCUCAAACUCCCAAGAAGUGUGUCUCUAACCCUUUUAAAAGUGUCUGUAAACUAAAUUCAAAGGAAAAUAGACAGAAUGGCUUCCAGAAUUGCAAACCACGUCAUGAUCCAUAUGCACCAAAUUCCCUUGUUAUGCUACGACCAGAUAAUAAUCACCAGUGGAUGUUCAAUAAGAACCAUUUUCCUAUUGUGGAUGUAGUAAUAGAUCCUCACCUUGUGUAUCACCUUCGACCACAUCAGAGAGAAGGAAUCAUAUUCCUUUAUGAAUGUGUGAUGGGAAUGAGGGUGAACGGCAGAUGUGGAGCUAUUCUUGCUGAUGAAAUGGGUUUAGGGAAAACAUUGCAAUGUAUUUCACUCAUCUGGACUCUACAGUGUCAGGGACCCUAUGGCGGGAAGCCGGUAAUAAAGAAGACACUUAUUGUUACACCCGGAAGCUUGGUGAAUAAUUGGAGGAAAGAAUUUCAAAAAUGGUUAGGAAGUGAAAGAAUCAAGAUAUUUACUGUUGAUCCGGACCACAAAGUAGAAGAAUUCACCAAAUCACCUUUGUAUUCUGUUCUUAUCAUCAGUUAUGAAAUGUUACUUCGAUCCCUGGAUCAAAUUAAGAAUAUAAAAUUUGAUCUUCUAAUUUGUGACGAAGGGCAUCGUUUGAAGAACAGUGCCAUUAAGACAACUACAGCCCUCUUUAGCCUCCCUUGUGAGAAAAGGAUAAUUCUAACUGGUACUCCAGUUCAGAAUGAUCUCCAAGAAUUUUUUUCAUUAAUUGAUUUUGUAAAUCCAGGAAUAUUAGGUUCUUUGUCAUGUUAUAGAAAAAUAUAUGAAGAACCCAUCAUUACAUCAAGACAACCUUCUGCUUCUCAGGAAGAAAAGGAGUUAGGAGAGAGAAGAGCAUGUGAACUUACGUGCCUCACUGGGCUCUUUAUCCUCAGAAGAACCCAAGAAGUCAUAAAUAAAUAUCUUCCACCUAAAAUAGAGAAUGUUGUCUUUUGCCGACCAGGAGCACUACAGAUUGAACUUUAUCGAAAGCUGUUGAAUUCUCAGGCUGUCAGAUUCUGUCUUCAAGGACUGAUGGAAAAUAGUUCUCAUCUAAUAUGUAUUGGAGCCCUUAAAAAACUGUGCAAUCACCCCUGCCUUUUGUUCAGCUCAGUAAAGGAAAAAGAAUGCAGUUCAGCUUGGGAUGAGAAUGAAGAAAGAAGACUGUAUGAAGACUUGCUAAAGGUGUUCCCCCCUGAUUACAACCCGCUCAUGUUUGCUGAGGAAGAGUCAGGAAAACUGCAGGUGCUGUCCAAGCUCUUAGCUGUUAUCCAUGAACUUCGUCCUGCUGAAAAGGUGGUGUUGGUAUCCAACUAUACACAAACCUUGAAUAUUUUACAAGAAGUGUGCAGGCGUCGUGGAUAUGGCUGUACAAGACUCGAUGGACAAACACCGAUCUCUCAAAGGCAGCAGAUUGUUGAUGGCUUUAAUAGUAAAUACUCUUCUGAUUUUAUUUUUUUGUUAAGUUCCAAAGCUGGUGGUGUGGGACUUAACCUUAUUGGAGGAUCUCACUUAAUUCUCUAUGACAUUGAUUGGAAUCCAGCCACUGAUAUCCAGGCAAUGUCUAGAGUAUGGAGAGAUGGUCAGAAACAUCCCGUACAUAUUUAUAGACUCCUAACCACAGGUACAAUAGAAGAAAAGAUCUAUCAAAGGCAGAUCAGUAAGCAAGAUCUUUCUGGGGCAGUUGUGGACCUAACCAAGACAUCGGAUCAUAUUCAGUUUUCAGUUGAGGAACUUAAAAAUUUAUUCACAUUACACGAAAAUUCACAUUGUGUUACUCACGACCUGCUUGACUGUGAAUGUACAGGAGAAAACCAUCCAGGUGAUUCAUUGGAAAAAUUCCCUCUCUCUAGAAAUUGUCAGCUUGGUCCACAUCAACAGAAGUCUAACUCCCUGAAACCUCUCUCCAUGUCACAGCUGAAGCAGUGGAAACAUUUUUCUGGAGAUCAUUUAAAUCUUUCAGAUCCUUUUCUUGAAAGAAUAAGAGGGAAUGUGUCAUUCUUUUUUCAGAAUAUAACCAAUCAAACAACUGCUACAUAAUGAAAUAUUACUUUAUGAUAUUACUUUUCUCCUCCCUUAAAAAAAAAAUCUUCUAAGCAAAUGUAAUUUUGGGAAACAAAAGAAUUAUUUUAAUAAUAAUAUAUUUUGUUGCAAAAUAUGUCAUAGUUUUGAUACAAUAGUCAAAGCUAUUGAGUUGUUUAAUUUUUUGUAUAUAUUCUUAAAUAUUAAGCAUUAAAGACAUACUUCUGACAUCCUA
This is a messenger RNA of Phacochoerus africanus (Common warthog), 3007 nucleotides long. It is a transcript of the gene RAD54B, whose product is annotated as RAD54 homolog B. Gene Ontology annotation, cellular component: nucleus. The coding region runs from base 103 to 2790 and encodes 895 amino acids. Gene Ontology annotation, biological process: reciprocal meiotic recombination; double-strand break repair via homologous recombination. The transcript is spliced from 15 exons. Gene Ontology annotation, molecular function: DNA translocase activity; ATP-dependent chromatin remodeler activity; ATP binding. The record is from RefSeq and is a predicted model, not a curated record. Lineage: Eukaryota; Metazoa; Chordata; Mammalia; Artiodactyla; Suidae.